This is a messenger RNA of Purpureocillium takamizusanense, 1230 nucleotides long. RefSeq names its product J domain-containing protein 1 (gene JID1). The transcript has a single exon. Bases 141 to 1142 code for a protein of 333 amino acids. NCBI's taxonomy places the organism in Eukaryota, Fungi, Ascomycota, Sordariomycetes, Hypocreales, Ophiocordycipitaceae. The record is from RefSeq and is a predicted model, not a curated record.
CCCGUCAUCUCCAGUCAGCCUCAUCUCACUCACGCACUCGCCUGCACACACACGCGACAUCUUCCCCCCCACCCAUAUCGACAACCAUGUGAUUGUCCCCUCAACGCCAGGCACCCGCCGUCAAUCUCACCACCCGCAUCAUGUUGAAAUCCAGCUCCUCUGCCGCCGCGCUGUGCGUCACCACGUGCGCGGCGGCUCCCUCGCUAGCCGCUACAUCGUCAUCGAUCUCGACGUCGGCGACAUGGACCGCGACACCGACGACCGGCCGCACACAGCGCCGGCGCCACCACGUGUCCACGACGCUGCGACCUCCAACCUCUUCAUGGCCCGGCGUGAGGUGUCUGAGGAGGUCGUACGCGACGCAAAAUGGCGCAGCGGACCAUGACAUCCCACCUGCCUGGCCGCGCUCCCCGAACCCCACGCCCUACGAGAUCUUCGACAUUCCCCGUUCCUCGCCGUACACGAAGCGACGCUUCUACCAGCUCGUCAAGCUGUACCACCCCGACACCCACGAUCACCACCACCACCAUGACAACCAUCAUCACAACCACCACCGCGGCACGUCGUCGGCGUGCGCGGCGGCGGAGGAGGGCAGCAGCAGCCUCUCCAGCGCCACCCGCCUCGAGCGCUACCGCCUCGUCGUCGCUGCUAACCUCCUCCUCAGCGACCCGACCAAGCGCCGCCUCUACGACAUCCACGGCAUCGGCUGGACCACCACCCCCGACGCGGCCCCGACCCUGCGCGACGCCGACCGCGCCUGGCGGCACCAGCCUGGCAACGCCGCCAACAACGCCACCUGGGAGGACUGGGAGCGCUGGCACGAGGCCCGCCAGGGCCACCGACGCGAGCCCCUGUACAUGAGCAACGGGCUGUUCGCGACGCUCGUCGUCAUCAUGUGCAUGGUCGGCGCCAUGGCGCAGGCGAACCGCGCCGAGGCGUCGGGCGCGCAGUUUGUCGAAUUCACGCAGGAGCGCAACGCGGCCAUUGGGCGGCAGAUGAUGAAGGAGAGCAUGGCCGCGGCGGGGCGGUCAAAGGACGAGCGCGUCGACACGUUCCUCCGCGAAAGGGAGAACGUAUCGUACGACUACGUGCCCAGCAGGUUCGACGAGUCGGACGCGCAGCACGAGGAGGCUCACCGAUGACACAUGACGCGAUGCACGACACACGCUCUACUCUUUUUGUUCCUUGUUUCCAGCAUAAGCAAAUGCCCCUUGUAGAUUCAACUUGCGC